Messenger RNA from Ophidiomyces ophidiicola, 1377 nucleotides. RefSeq lists its product as uncharacterized. The record is from RefSeq and is a predicted model, not a curated record. Gene Ontology annotation, biological process: regulation of exit from mitosis; maintenance of rDNA. NCBI's taxonomy places the organism in Eukaryota, Fungi, Ascomycota, Eurotiomycetes, Onygenales, Onygenaceae. The coding region runs from base 1 to 1377 and encodes 458 amino acids. The transcript is spliced from 2 exons.
AUGCCACGUUUAGUUCGACGCCGGCCGUUUCUUGAACGAUUAAAAACAUACCUGAACCCGCUUGAUUUCCUGUUAUGGCUAUCCGAAGAAUUUGACUCAAAUGACUGGGAACGACUGGAAAAAGAAUGGGCUAUUCCUCUCGGCGUCGGGGUCAAUAUCGUCUUCCUUAUUGCGCGCGCAAAUAGUCGCAAUCGCAGCAAAGCGUACGAUGAUGUAUUUGGGGAAGCUGGCGGCAUAAGCUACUUGACCUGGCUGGCUUCCUUUAUAGUGCACUUUCUCGCCCUCCUAUCUGUUGUCAAUACGGUUUACACAUUUAGUCGGAAACGUAAUUAUCGAUUAUUCGAAGCGCCGAUUGACAAUGUACCCACUACGCCUUCAGCACAACGAGUUCAUGUUAAUUCAUCACCAAGCACUUCUUCUCCCUUCCGCCUCUUAUCCAACGUAUUCUCUUCUAGUUCUGCAGAAAGCCGGUCCCAUCCUCGACCGGAGCGAGAUGUGUGGCAGGUUGGAGUCUGGGAUCCUCAUCCUUUGGCCAUUAGGCUAUUCUGUCUGUUCAGCCCAGGACAUGUGCUCGUGUAUUGGCUUUUCCUCCCGACACUGCCAUCCGACCCACGACCUAGUGUCACGAUCGUGACAACCAUCUUUCUUACCACUCUCCUAAGUAUCCAGAUGUCCACGCUAGCGUCUUUAUACACGCAGCAGUCCAAGGAUGCCAUGCUAGUUCACAAGGAGGUCCUAAAUGAAUAUGACGUAAAAUACGUUCAUCCUCGAACCCAGCCUUUGAUGCGUAAUGUCGGGACACAGUUCAACACCGCUGAUUCCUACCAAUCUCACAAAGAUGACAAAUAUAAUACUGUUGAAACUUAUACUCCCAUCGUGAUGCGCCAUGGUUUCAAGACAAAUCCUAACCCGAACUAUAUGCGUCAUAUUGACCCUGAACGCUCCUCAGAGGCACACAGCACACCCCGCAGCCCGUCGUUUUUCACACCAAUGACAUCUCGACCUGAUCCAGUACGAGUGUCAAGUGUGCAAACUCCAAACUACGGCGCAGACUCCCCAAUCGUGUCUCAAAGCGCUAUAAAACAGCCCAAAUUUUAUCCGUCCCCCAGCAGAGGUGAUGGCGGUAGUUUGGGAAUAUACACGCAUGCCCAAUCUCCACUACGAAAAGCCGCAUCAACGCAUUUUGACCAGCGUCGCGGCAUUCGUCAGUCUAGUGAUUAUGAUAAAAGAGAGGCUAUGCAAGGCCCUACAAAAAGACCAAGCAGUCCUCUUAAAAGAACAAGUGUUCCUGGAGGGUUGAGCACAUCUAUCGCUGCCCAAAGAUGGGGACAUCUCGCCAAUAGUGGCCGAGGAAGAAGGGAUAGUGACAGAUUUUGA